Messenger RNA from Vitis vinifera (wine grape), 2581 nucleotides. RefSeq names its product protein AUXIN SIGNALING F-BOX 2. The record is from RefSeq and is a predicted model, not a curated record. The transcript has 3 exons. Bases 683 to 2401 code for a protein of 572 amino acids. Gene Ontology annotation, cellular component: SCF ubiquitin ligase complex. Gene Ontology annotation, biological process: SCF-dependent proteasomal ubiquitin-dependent protein catabolic process. NCBI's taxonomy places the organism in Eukaryota, Viridiplantae, Streptophyta, Magnoliopsida, Vitales, Vitaceae. Gene Ontology annotation, molecular function: protein binding.
UUGAAAUAUUAACCAUGGUUGUUGGCUCAGUGUUGGGCAGGGGCUUCUCUCUGAGCUUUAACAGGAGUGAGAGAGGGAGAGUGGUGAGGAGAGAGACAGCUCCCUCUGAUUGCCAAGAGCUCCUUCUCUUUCGCAGUAUCAUUAUACGAUUUCGAUUUAGUUCAGUUUUUUUUUUUUUAUCAUUUAUGGAAAUUUUAGAUUCUCAGAUCUAUAAAUUUGAUAUUUUCUUGAUGUUUUUCAUUGCGGUAAUCAUCACUUUUUGAUCAGGAGAUGAUCACUGAGAAAAUAUUUUCCUGUAGUUUCUCGUCCUAGAAGUUUUUUUUUUUUCCUCGAGAAAGUUUGUGGUUUUUUCUUCUUCUUCUCUUCUUCUCUUGUUUCAGAUCUAAGCUGAGAGGGAAGAGAUGUAAGAUAUUCGUUUCUAGGGUUACCAUUUUCUUUGAGUCCGAGGUAGUUAUGGAUCUGUAGAUCUGAAUGAGUGGUUUCAAAGGAUCUUUUCGGAGAUCGAGUGAGAUAUCCAGAAUUUUGCCCGAGAUCUUGGUUUUAUAAGGAAAAAAAGCUUUGUUUAAUCGAGUGUGAGAAUUCAAAACCAGAUCUUGGCUGUUUGUCUGGAAGGUUGUGGACUUUUGGAUUGGCUUAGAGCUAGAUUUACUGUAUCUGUAGUUUUAUUGCGUGCUUUUGAAGAAUGAAUUAUUUUCCUGAUGAGGUUUUGGAGCACGUGUUCGACUUCCUGACGUCCCACCGAGACCGCAAUACGGUGUCUCUGGUGUGCAAGUCAUGGUUUAAGGUGGAGAAAUGGAGCAGGCGUAGGGUCUUCGUAGGGAAUUGUUAUGCGAUUAGUCCUGAAAGAUUAAUCGCUAGGUUUCCUAGGGUUAGAGCUCUUACUUUGAAAGGAAAGCCUCACUUUGCUGAUUUUAAUUUGGUUCCUCCUGAUUGGGGAGGUUUUGUUUAUCCCUGGAUUGAAGCCAUGGCCAAGAGUAAUAUUGGGUUAGAGGAGCUCAGGUUGAAGAGAAUGGUGGUUUCGAAUGAAGGCCUGGAGCUGCUUGCUCGAUCGUUCGUGAAUUUCAAGUCUCUGGUUUUAGUCAGCUGUGAAGGGUUUACCACCGAUGGACUUGCAGCCGUUGCUGCAAAUUGCAGGUUUCUUAGAGAGCUUGACUUGCAAGAAAAUGAAGUUGAGGAUCGCAAAGGCCAAUGGCUUAGCUGCUUCCCUGACAGCUGCACAUCACUAGUCUCCUUGAAUUUUGCAUGCCUCAAGGGAGAAGUUAAUUUGACUGCCCUUGAAAGACUGGUGGCAAGAUGUCCUAAUCUCAAGAGUUUGAGGUUGAACCGUGCGGUGCCCCUUGAUGCACUCCAAAGAAUUCUUAUGCAUGCACCUCAACUUGUGGACUUAGGCACUGGUUCUUAUGUUCAUGAUCCAGAUGCUGAGACCGUCAACAAACUUAUAAGUACCUUCCAGAAGUGUAAAUCAAUUAGGAGCAUGUCAGGGUUUCUGGAAGUUGCUCCUCUAUGCCUGCCAGCUAUUUACCCCAUUUGCUCAAAUCUGACCUCCUUGAACCUGAGUUAUGCUCCAGGGAUUCAUGGAGAUGAGCUGAUAAAGCUAAUCCGCUACUGCAGGAAACUUCAGCGACUGUGGAUAUUGGAUUGCAUUGGAGACAAGGGACUAGGAGUUGUCGCUUGUACUUGUAAAGAAUUGCAGGAAUUGAGGGUUUUUCCUUCUGAUCCGUUUGGGGUUGGGAAUGCUGCUGUAACCGAAGAAGGUCUUGUUGCUAUAUCCUUUGGCUGCCCCAAGCUUCAUUCAUUGCUAUACUUCUGCCAGCAGAUGACCAAUGCAGCACUCAUAACUAUAGCCAAGAAUUGCCCCAAUUUUACACGCUUCAGGUUGUGCAUUCUGGACGCUACAAAAGCUGACCCUGUGACCAUGCAGCCACUAGAUGAAGGUUUUGGGGCAAUUGUUCAGUCAUGCAAGGGUCUCAGACGGUUGUCCCUCUCUGGCCUUCUAACUGACCAGGUUUUCCUUUAUAUUGGAAUGUAUGCUGAGCAGCUUGAAAUGCUUUCAAUUGCAUUUGCCGGUGAUAGUGACAAGGGAAUGCUAUAUGUACUGAAUGGCUGCAAGAAGCUUCGCAAGCUAGAGAUUAGGGAUUGCCCCUUUGGGAACGUGGCACUUCUGACGGACGUGGGAAAGUAUGAGACAAUGCGAUCCCUUUGGAUGUCGUCCUGUGAAGUUACCCUUGGAGGCUGCAAGGUACUUGCGGAGAAGAUGCCAAGGAUUAAUGUGGAAAUUAUAAACGAAUACGAUCAGAUGGAGUUUGGCUUUGAUGAUAGGCAAAAAGUAGAUAAGAUGUUCCUUUAUCGGACAUUGGUUGGGCCAAGGAAAGAUGCACCACAUUUUGUGUGGACUUUGUAGAUGCAGCCUGGCUCUUCCAGAUAUUUUUUAUUAUCUAGUAGUUGUACUUUGUUUAGGUGAACUGAUUACUGGAUUUUUAGUUAAUGCAGAAUUAGGGGUAUGUUCUUGUUUAAUUUACUAGAGAUCUCUUGUUUGUAAUUCUCAUUAUCAUAUAUAGAUCUUUGUUAGUAUUUUUGGCAA